AUGGGUGGUAAAUUCCAUCUAAAGCUAAAUAUUGGCGAGAGACCGAUAGCGAACAAGUACCGGAAGCGUUUGAGGUCAGUCGCAUCUUGCGGAACUCAGCCUGGCUUCUGCCUGGUGUACUUUCCGUCGGAUGGGUCAGCGUCAGUUUCGACUGGAGGAGAAAGGCUUGGGGAAGCGCGCCUUUUGGCCGGGGUUCGCGCCCUCGUGAAAGGUUGGGAUCAUGUACUUGUGCACCAACGCCCGGAGCAGACCUUCUGUGACGCAUCUGCGGCAGAGCGCAUAUGUUGGGACCCGAAAGAUGGUGAACUAUGCCUGAAUAGGGUGAAGCCAGAGGAAACUCUGGUGGAGGCUCGUAGCGAUUCUGACGUGCAAAUCGAUCGUCAAAUUUGGGUAUAG
This is a messenger RNA of Acaulospora colombiana, 396 nucleotides long. Lineage: Eukaryota; Fungi; Glomeromycota; Glomeromycetes; Diversisporales; Acaulosporaceae. The record is from the annotation of a GenBank genome assembly.